AUGACCGGUAAUUUUUCUGAUGAGGUGGUUGCCGCCAACAACAAAGUCGACUCCAUGGCCGCCCCAUACAGGACUAUUUCCUGUGGAGCGAAAUCUGGAAGAGAGUGUGACCAAAAGUUAUUAGAAAGCCUGGGACUGGGUGCGGUGACGGGAGACUCCGCAAGUGUCAGUAGCACAACAGCGGCAACAGCGACAACAGAUACCACGGCAGCAACGAAAACAACAGAUACAACGGCGACAACAGCGAUAACAGGAUCGACCGCGAUGAAUUCGAACUCAGCUGCAGGUCAAGUAAAUACCAACACAACCAGCAGUAAAAAAACGAGCGGAGGCAUGAUUGCAGGAGUAGUAGUGGGUGCUAUAGCGGCGGUAUCCAUUACGAUCGCAGCAGCUGUGUUCUUGUUAAAGAGAGCGAGGAAGAGGAGGAUUUCCAAAGGAGAAAUGGUGAUAAAUGAUAUGAGUCUCACAGGUCAGAAGCCGGGCGCAUUCUACCAGAAGGACACUUAUGGAGGAGUGACAAAGAAUUAUGAGACUUACAAUAUCAGUAGAAGAGCAGAAAUGGACAGUGACAGAACUUAUGAAAUGGGUGGAGAUCAUCAUGGUUUCGUGGAGAUGCCUGGGAGUUCUAUCUGCAAGGGUCGAGUCGUAGUCCGACGAUGA
Messenger RNA from Sclerotinia sclerotiorum 1980 UF-70, 660 nucleotides. RefSeq lists its product with no specific name. Bases 1 to 660 code for a protein of 219 amino acids. The transcript has 2 exons. The record is from RefSeq and is a predicted model, not a curated record. NCBI's taxonomy places the organism in Eukaryota, Fungi, Ascomycota, Leotiomycetes, Helotiales, Sclerotiniaceae.